This is a messenger RNA of Hirsutella rhossiliensis, 405 nucleotides long. RefSeq names its product tc5 transposase DNA-binding domain-containing protein. The record is from RefSeq and is a predicted model, not a curated record. The coding region runs from base 1 to 405 and encodes 134 amino acids. NCBI's taxonomy places the organism in Eukaryota, Fungi, Ascomycota, Sordariomycetes, Hypocreales, Ophiocordycipitaceae. Gene Ontology annotation, molecular function: DNA binding. The transcript has 2 exons.
AUGGGCACCCCCCUCAAAUUUCACCGCGGAAACGCAUCCAAUCUGCUAAAAAUUGACGCAUGUGUCUUCAAGCCACUACUGAUGAAAUAUACAGAGUCUGACAUUCACAGCGCCCUUGAGGCAAUCGCCAAUGGCGGAUCCGCCAAGAAGGCUGCUCGCGAUUGGGGCGUCCUGAGGGCAACUCUUUACAAUCGCAUGCAUGGUCACGAAUGCAGAAAGGAUGCAUUUUCUGCUCUUCAGAGGCUUUAUCAGACACAGGAAAAGCAACUUACCGAAUGGAUUCUCAUUCAGGACGCCUUGGGCCUUCCUCCCACUCACUCGCAGAUCAGGCAGUUCGCGCAGCGCAUGCUCGCCGUCAAAGGAGACCACACACCGCUCGGAAAACACUGGAUGCAAGCAUUUUAA